UUUUUGUGUUAUUUAUCUUAUACUUAACUUUGUGCUCAAUCGGCUGACUUCGAGAUGGUUCUAAAACCGAACAAGAUGUAUGUCUUCAAGCGAGAUGGCCGUAAGGAGGAAGUGCAUCUGGAUAAAAUAACUUCUCGAAUUCAGAAGCUUUGCUAUGGGCUGAACAUGGAUUUCGUUGAUCCGGUUGCUAUAACACUGAGGGUCAUCAACGGGCUCUACUCAGGUGUAACGACUCAGGAACUCGACAAUUUGGCUGCUGAAACGGCCGCUACCUUGACGACUGAUCAUGCUGAUUAUGCGAUCUUGGCAGCUCGCCUGGCGGUUUCCAACCUGCAUAAAGAAACAAAGAAGCAGUUUUCUGAGGUUAUGCACGAUCUGUACAUGAUGGAGAACGAGUUCUUGAAAACGAAGUCUCCUAUGAUUUCGGACUUUCAUUACAAGGUGAUAAUGGAUAAUGCGGACCGUCUGAAUUCGGCUAUUAUUUAUGAUCGUGAUUUCGGAUACAACUACUUCGGCUUCAAAACAUUGGAACGGUCCUACUUGUUGAAGAUCAAGGGUAAGAUUGCGGAGCGGCCGCAACACAUGUUGAUGCGCGUUGCAAUUGGCAUUCACGGUGAAAACAUCGAUGCCGCCAUCGAGACUUACAAUCUGCUUUCGGAGCGCUACUUUACCCAUGCCUCACCGACCAUGUUUGCGGCCGCAACGCAGCGUCCGCAGCUAUCGUCCUGCUUUUUGCUUACCAUGUCGGAGGACAGUAUCGAGGGUAUCUACGAUACGUUGAAACAGUGUGCCCUUAUUUCGAAAUCAGCUGGCGGUAUUGGGCUUAAUGUGCACUGCAUCCGAGCCAAAGGAACGUACAUCUCCGGCACGAACGGAAUUUCAAACGGGUUGGUGCCAAUGCUGCGCGUUUACAACAAUACCGCCCGGUACGUGGACCAGGGUGGCAACAAACGACCCGGUGCCUUUGCCAUUUACCUCGAACCAUGGCAUGGAGAUAUGUUCGAGUUUCUGGAUCUGAAGAAAAACACCGGCAAAGAGGAGGUGCGUGCCCGCGACAUGUUUUACGCACUUUGGAUUCCGGAUCUGUUCAUGCAGCGGGUUGAGGCGAACGAAAUGUGGAGCCUAAUGUGUCCCCACGACUGUCCCGGGCUGGCUGACACUUGGGGCGAGGAGUUCGAGAAGCUGUACACGGGCUACGAGAAGGAGGGUCGGUUCAUAAGACAGGUGAAGGCACAGGAUCUGUGGUUUGCAAUCAUCGAAUCGCAGGUGGAAACGGGCGUGCCGUACAUGCUGUACAAGGAUGCUUGCAACCGUAAGAGCAAUCAGCAAAACAUUGGCACCAUUAAGUGUUCUAACUUGUGCACCGAGAUUGUGGAGUACUCGUCGAAAGAUGAAAUAGCGGUGUGCAAUCUGGCCUCGAUUGCGUUAAACAUGUUUGUGAAGCCGGACAAGUCGUACGACUUUGCAAAGCUGAAGGAUGUAGCCAAGAUUGUGACGCGCAAUCUGAACAAGAUAAUCGACAUUAACUACUACCCGGUGCCAGAGGCGAAGCGCUCCAACAUGCGCCACAGGCCGAUCGGUAUCGGUGUCCAGGGCAUGGCAGAUGCGUUCAUUUUGAUGCGCUAUCCGUAUGAAAGUGAAGAGGCCCAAAAACUGAACCAACAAAUAUUUGAAACCAUCUACUAUGGAGCGCUGGAAGCUAGCUGCGAGCUGGCCGCUCGCGACGGACCGUAUGAAACGUAUGAAGGGUGUCCGGUGAGCAAAGGCAUACUGCAGUACGAAAUGUGGAACAAGGAACCGACGGAUCUUUGGAAUUGGGCCGAGUUGAAGGAGAAAAUUGCAAAGCACGGCAUCCGCAAUUCUCUACUGUUGGCACCUAUGCCGACUGCUUCGACCGCGCAAAUCUUGGGUAACAACGAGUCUUUCGAGCCGUACACGUCCAACGUUUACAAUCGGCGUGUACUGUCCGGCGAGUUCCAGGUGGUGAAUCAUCACCUGCUUCAAGAUUUGACUGCGAUGGGUUUGUGGGAUUUGGAUAUGAAGAAUGAAAUUUUGUCCAACAAUGGAUCAAUUCAAAACAUUGACUCGAUACCGAAGGAAAUACGCGACCUCUACAAAACGGUGUGGGAAAUAUCGGUGAAGACGUGCAUCAAAAUGGCAGCCGAUCGGGGUGCAUUUAUCGAUCAGUCGCAAUCGUUCAACAUACACGUGGCCGAACCAAACUAUGGCAAGCUGACAUCGAUCCAUUUUUACGGCUGGAAAAUGGGACUGAAAACCGGCAUGUACUAUUUGCGAACGAAGCCUGCCGUUAAUGCCAUCCAGUUUACGGUGGACAAAACGAAGCUGCAAAACGCCAACGAGACAAAUGUCAGCCGUAUAUCGAACGGGGUGGGUGGUACACCGCCACGGAAUGGGCAAAUGCGAUACUCACUUUUGAACGGAAGUACCAGCACGCCCACGCGUAAUGAGCACCACGUAUCUAAUGGAUUGAUUGAGCAGCAGGAGCAACAGCAGCAGCAACAGGAACUAUCUCAAACGAACGGCUCAUUUGCGGAAAGGAACCGACGUAUGGCUGAGAUGGUGUGCUCGCUGGAAAAUAAGGAUGAGUGUAUGAUGUGCGGAUCGUAGAUCGAUCGUAGAAAGAUUGUCUUUCAUUCAUUUUACAUCUUUACUACAUAUAUUUAGUUAGCUAAAGUUUACAUGGAAGGUUUUGAAUAAAACAUGAAUCAAUCAGUUAUA
Anopheles maculipalpis is the source of this 2739-nucleotide messenger RNA. RefSeq names its product ribonucleoside-diphosphate reductase large subunit (gene RnrL). Gene Ontology annotation, biological process: deoxyribonucleotide biosynthetic process; DNA replication. Gene Ontology annotation, molecular function: ATP binding; ribonucleoside-diphosphate reductase activity, thioredoxin disulfide as acceptor. The coding region runs from base 55 to 2628 and encodes 857 amino acids. The record is from RefSeq and is a predicted model, not a curated record. The transcript has 4 exons. Gene Ontology annotation, cellular component: ribonucleoside-diphosphate reductase complex. Lineage: Eukaryota; Metazoa; Arthropoda; Insecta; Diptera; Culicidae.